CAAGGACAGAACGGAACGACAGCAUGAGUUUCUGAGCACAAACGGAUUGUGAAUUGAAGAUGUCACAGACAUAUAGACUUGGCUCCUCGGUGAAGGUGGAGCAGCUGCAAGAAGAACUAUCCGCUCAGAUUCAGGCUCUGAGGACUGAGAUCGAGGACAAUGAGAUGUUACAUAAAAUAUCCUCAAAACCAUACAGCUCUGUCCAUAUUCCAAAAGAUGCGUCUUACUUUCGUAUGGAGAGGCAGCAGGUGCUCCUUAAAGCUCUGCAAGUUUCGUCCACAAAGCCUGUUGUGUCACAAGCAGAAGUGGCUGAGAGAGAGAUGGAGAGCUGUCUGACACAAGAGCACACACCUGACGGUCUACCCUUACUGCUGCAUCAGUUUUACACAGAUCAAACGUAUAAACUGGCACGGUGCAAAUACCAGCUGAUGCUGAGAUGGAGGAGAUUCGGUCGCCAUUCCACUGUCUUGGAGAAACUAUAUCCUCAAUAUAAAAAACAGAUCACACAUUUAAGCAAUGAAUUUGAAGACUCUGUGCACCGGGCACGUCGUCUUGCCGUGUCCAGAGAGAAGGUCCUGGCAGGUGUGGAGAGCCCCGUCGCUGUGCUCACACAGGAAGAUGUCAUCAUUUACCUCCAGUGGCUUAUUUGUCAUCUGCACUCCAUCAAAAGCAUCUUCAACUUUCUGCAUGUUCUUCAUUAUCUCCCUUCGACCGAGUGGAAUGAGGAUCAGAUGUCCAACGCUAUAGAGAUCUUUAACUGA
Messenger RNA from Rhinichthys klamathensis goyatoka, 761 nucleotides. RefSeq lists its product as uncharacterized. The record is from RefSeq and is a predicted model, not a curated record. The transcript is spliced from 7 exons. Lineage: Eukaryota; Metazoa; Chordata; Actinopteri; Cypriniformes; Leuciscidae. Bases 60 to 761 code for a protein of 233 amino acids.